GCCUCAGGAUGAGGGCUUGUUGUAACCCUAACUCUACAUUCUAACAUUUUUGAUUUGCGCUUUCAAAAAAGAGAAAAUGCUGAUUGGCUAAAUCUUUACCCAACGAGGCUCAACCCAAACAGCCUUCGCCAGCUUUAAGAGUCUUAUUUGAAUAUCUCUCCUUCGACUGAUUUGGGUAAAUCAAAUUCUGCUAAAGUAUGUGUUGUUAAACAAUAUGCACUAUGGGCUACUUUUACAUGACAAGCCUUUACAAAACUAAACAUCCGGCAUCCCGUUCAGAUGUCCCAGCUUAUACAGCUGGAGAGUUUCAGACUGUGACAGAACAAGUAGCCAAAAUACAAGCCACAGUCUACAGAUAGUGAUCAACAUGGUUACCUACAGUAGGUAGUUCGGCAAUAGAAUAUCACACUGGGGCUCCAGCACGGAUAAAACUAAUACUCACUUCUUGUGGGGCAAUACUUUAGGUAUAUAUAUAUUUAAAUAUAAAUGUGACCCAGAUAUCAACUUUGGAACUUGUUCAGGUGGCGGUGGCAGAUGGCUGCACGUCACCUUCACAGACCAUUCCAGCGUGGGUGCAUCCACUGUCCUACAAGACCUCAUUACAAUGCAACACACCCAGCACUCACACAGUCAAUCACAUGCCCUUAAAAGGCGCUUUUCAAGUGCCUGCUGUUUCCUCAAAGGCCUCUGUGGUGUGUCUCCAGCGGCUCCUGUGCAGGCUCUACUGGUGAGACAUGGGGCAUGCACUUCCUCAUUCACUGUCAAUGGGCACGCGUUUUUGUGUUUUUAUGGUGUGGAAUAUCGUGUGAUGAAUUAUGGGUUGGGAGAUCAGAUUGGGGACAUCAGUGGUGUUGUCAUACCCACAAUUCUGGAUUUACUUUGUAUUGUCUGUAACAAUAAAUAAUUAAAAUUAGAAAAAAAGUGAAUCACACUUCAGUUCAAAUCAAGUGAAGUCACGGCUUCAUUUAGUCUCGUAUUUCUGAGGCGCAACACAUGCUUAGUAAAAUCCGGUUGUUCCUGCUGAAAGGCUCAUGUGUCAAAGGGUCACAGUCCUCAUUGAUCCUCGUCCCUCUGUCUCUAGCGCCCUCUGCUGUCACCCCGCAGCACUGCAGCUGCGCUUAAGCUGCGCAUGCGUCGCUCCAUAGCCUCGCUCGGCUCCAGGAUUUUGCAGUUUUUGCAGAAUAGAGAGCUUAGGCUGCUGUUCUUUUGCAGCCUGACGUCCCUUUCCACGUCCAUUUUGAGGGCAUCAUGGGUGGCACGCAGAGCGCGGUGGUGCAGAAGCGGCUGGCCCGCUUCCGCCCCAACGAGCUGCCGCUGGUGGAGGGCGUCUUCGACAGGCUGCUGGCCGGCCCCGGGGCCCCUUCAGGGACAGCGGCUCUGACUCUCGAGAUGCUGCAGUCCUCCAUGGGCAGCCUGGCACCGGACUCCAUGGUGAGGAGGCUCUACCGGUGCAUGUGCCGUAUCGACCCUGCACCAGCAGCUGCAGGCCAAACCAGCGCCGCCGCAUCCUCCGCAGUGAGUCGAGAGCAACUGGUCAUCUUCCUGGCAGACAUCCUGCGAGGCACCGCUGAAGAGCGGGCUCCUCUGGUCAUGUCCAUGGCCCAGCGCGGGGACGAGGCAGGGACGUCUGUGCCGUGUGAGCAGCUGGCAGAGUUCCUCCAGGAUCUAAUUUCGGCUGUAGUUCAGAUCCUGGUCCACAGAGGGCUCCUGCAGGCCUGGCAGCCAGAGAAAAUGGGUGACCAGUCGCAGGGCGUCAAACUCCUGGCAGAGCAGAUUUGUUCUGAACUCAGACCCUCAGGUCAGGCAGAUCAUGAUGUUUCCUCUGUGGAGGACUGGAUCUUCAGGAUGUCCCAGGUAUCGUUGUACCUGGAGAUGCUGGUAGCUGAGGGCUUAAAUGUGUCCCUGAGCGGCCGGCCGGCCCCCACCCUGCUGCCCCCCUGCAAAGAGACGCCCUGGAAAGAUCUGACGUGUCUGCUGGUGGACAUUCCCACCCUCAUGUUUCUGGCCCCACAGCUGCCGGACAGCUGCAGCGCCCCCUGGAGGCUGGUGUUUUCCACCCAGCUACACGGGGAGAGCUUCACCCGGAUGGUGAGCGGCCUGACAAAGAGGGGGCCCACGCUGCUGCUCAUCAAAGACACCAAGGGCCACGUUUUUGGGGCCUUCGCCUCCCACGCCUGGGAGACCAAGCCUCAGUACCAGGGUGACUCAAGAUGCUUCCUGUUCACCGUUUUCCCCCGACUGAGGGUGUAUACAGCAACGGGAUACAACGAGCACUAUAUGUACCUCAACCACGGCCAGCAGACCAUGCCCAACGGACUGGGGAUGGGUGGUCAGCACGGGUACUUCGGCCUGUGGCUGGACAGCGAUUUUGGCCGUGGCCAUAGCCGCGCGCGGCCCAAGUGCACCACCUACGGCAGCCCCCAGCUCUCCGGAGAGGAGGACUUCACCGUGGACUCAGUGGAGGUGUGGGCUGUAGGCAAACCCCCUAAACCAGAGGAGGACGAGGAAGGGGGGUGCAAGAGAAGCAUCCUGGAUGCGGAUCUAGAGGUCCAGGCCAUGAUGGAAAUGACGGGGAAGACUCUCCACAGUCAAGGCUUCAGGGAGCCGGAGGAAGACUAGGAGCAGUGAAGGGCACCAUAGGUCAUCUCCAACAUCCAAGCCUUAGGUUUCUCUUUCCCUGCCUUCCUUUCAGCACCUACCUCACAUAUUCUGUUUGUUUUUAAAUUAAAUUAAAUGGUGGGAGGUCUUUCUAGAUCACUUUUUUCCUCUACUGGCUAUACUAUUUACGGCUAGCAGAGAUCUGAUAUGUUUUAAUUGACACAUCACACAUUAUAAUGUAUUGCACGGAGAAAUGAAAACCUAUAAGAAGAAACUUGUUUAUUUUGCAAAUGUGGUAGGGGUGGAUGGACUCUUUAAGUGUAAAUCUUUUUUCUAGUCUUCUUACCACAAGUUCCUUAACCCUACAUGUCAUUAUUCACCCAUUCACAUCGAUUCAUACACUAAUGAUGAUGCCUUGCAGAAAUAUUCACCCACCUUGGCCUUUUCCAAAUUUGCAAACUGGAAUGUAGAGACUUCUCCCAUUUGAUCAACACAACAUGCAUACUACUUUUGAGGUUCAAAAUAUAUUCUACUGUGACACAAACAAUAAUGACAACAUUAUCUGUUGGAUGCAUAGGUAUUCACCCCCCUGAGUCUGUACUUGGUAGAACCUCUUUUCACUGCAAUUCCAGCUGUCAUGUCUUCUGGGGUUUGUCUCCACCACCUUUGCAUCUAGAGAUGGAAAUGUUCUUCUGUUUUUGUCAUGAAGCUGAAGCCCAGUCAGAUUGGAUGGAAAAGCAUCCCCACAGCAUGAUGCUACCACCAGCACCAGCAUGUUUCACUGGUGGGAUGCCAGUGUGCAGAGUACCUCCUUCCACAUGGCUGGCUCGCUGUUCAGUAACGCUCUCUAACAAACUGAGGCCUUCACAGAACAUGUGUAUUUAUACUGAGGAUAUAUUGCACACAGGUGGACCCUAUUUACUAAUGAUGUGACUAGUGAAGGCAAUUGGUGGCACCAGAUCUUUAAUAGAGGUUUUAGAGUAAAGGGGGUAGAUACAUAUUCACUCAACUUUCAGAUUUUCUGUAGACUUGUAAAUAAUUUAGAAAUCCAUGUAAACUUUCCCCCGACAUUCAGGUGAUGGACUGUUUUGUGUCGGUACAUUACAUAAAAUCCCAAUGAAAUACAUUUGAAUCUAGACAUGACAAAAUGUAGAAAAGUCAAAGGGGGUUGAGGGGUUACUUCUGCAGGCCAAAAAAACAUGAUACUGCAGAAACCAACACGACACUAAAGUCCUUCUCACGGCUGCUAAAUGUGUCAUUACAAAAUCAACUCUGUUUAAAGGCAGCUUCUAGUCUGCAGUCCUUCUGAUCUCUUCACACAGACUGAAAGCUGAAAGGAACCAAUGUGUCUCUCAUUUGCUCCCAGCUCCACUGAUGUCGGAUAGAUCAAAGCAAACCUUUUUGGAAUGAAUGGUUAUUAGCUACUGUGGGAAAGUGCAUUGGAUAAGUUCCAAACCACUAACUGGUUUUAUAGGAAGGACCGAUCCCCAGCAGCCCGUUCUAAGGGAAGUCCCUUUGGGAAUCGCUGCGUGACGACAUUUUUUUUAUUGCUACAGUAUUUAACUAUCGUUAGUUUUAAGAGACGCAACCUAACACUGGCCUGUUAGCCAUUAUACGUAUACGUGAACAUGUGACUGAUGGAGAGACGGUUCCUCAUGGAUCUGGUCUGUAAAGCUCAGAGUAUUUAGGGGAUUUCUCGACUACAAGAGGAUAGCAGGGGUUCUGAAUACUCCCUUCCUUCUCAAACAGACAGCUGUGAAUAAGCUUCUUGAAUACAAGAGACAAAACUACCUCUAGAGUUCUCUGUGUGGAUUUUUUUAUCUGUAGCAUCUGCUGUUGUUCACUGUCUAUUGUGUGUCCAAUAAUGUCACAUUAAAUGGGAGGAUGAACUGA
Messenger RNA from Pungitius pungitius (ninespine stickleback), 4491 nucleotides. It is a transcript of the gene meak7, whose product is annotated as MTOR associated protein, eak-7 homolog. The transcript has 9 exons. Lineage: Eukaryota; Metazoa; Chordata; Actinopteri; Perciformes; Gasterosteidae. Gene Ontology annotation, biological process: TOR signaling. The coding region runs from base 1249 to 2619 and encodes 456 amino acids. The record is from RefSeq and is a predicted model, not a curated record.